Apis laboriosa (Himalayan honeybee) is the source of this 405-nucleotide messenger RNA. RefSeq names its product protein PET117, mitochondrial (gene Pet117). The record is from RefSeq and is a predicted model, not a curated record. The coding region runs from base 93 to 320 and encodes 75 amino acids. Gene Ontology annotation, cellular component: mitochondrion. The transcript has 2 exons. Lineage: Eukaryota; Metazoa; Arthropoda; Insecta; Hymenoptera; Apidae. Gene Ontology annotation, biological process: mitochondrial respiratory chain complex IV assembly.
ACGUAUUCGAUAUCUCGCAUUUCCACGAUUACGUACUGUCGAUAAUAACCGUAUAUAAAAGUGUUUAAUAUUCUUCUUGAAUCGUAAGAAGAAUGUCACUUCCUGCAAAAAUUACUUUUGCAUUAUGUUGUGCAACAUCAGCAAGUAUUAUAUUUUAUGUGCAUUAUCAACAAGAAGCUGAGAGAAAACAACUCGAGAUAGGUGUAGAACGCGAUAUUCAACGACAAGAACGGAAUAAAUUAAAAUCGCUGUUGAAACAACAAACACAAUUGGCGGAUCAGUUACCAUCAAAAAACGAACAAAAUCUUCAAACCUUAUAACAUUAGUAAAUAUUAUAUAAUAUUUAUUGUAACAAGACUUUGAUAAUUUAUUGCGUGCAAUUAUAAUUUGUGAUUUUAUAAAUUA